AUGAGCUUCAGCGUCAAGAUGCAACGUCCUGUGACAUCAUCCGCCACCCUUCUCCGAUGGAUGAAGCCCUCCACCGGUCAACGCUGCGCUCAGUCAAUGCGCUGCUUCUCGUCAGCGGGCAACUCAUACAUGUCGUCCAAACGGGACAUGCAGACCGCAACGGCGUACCGUCCGCACACACUCCCCUCUUCCUUUCCGACCUCGUUCCCGAAGCCGAACGGCGGCGGAGGUCCCGGGGCCUCAAUUACCGCCGACUUCCCUUUGCCGACUGGACCCGCGAAGAAUUCAUCAGCAUCAGAUUCCGCGGCCAUUCCUACACCAGAGCGCGACGCACAUGCCACCAAGCCAACAGCAACUACCUCCACAACCACAAACAGCGCCGCCAAAACUUCUAAGCCCCGUCGGCCACUGCGGGCGCGAAAGGCGGCGAUGAAAUUGACUCCUCUCGCGACGGUGCAGCUUCGCAAGUUGAUGGAUCAGCCUGACCCCAAGUUCAUUCGCGUCGGAGUCAAAAACCGUGGUUGCUCGGGUUUGGCAUACCAUCUCGAAUACGUGGAAAAGCCCGGCAAGUUUGACGAGAUUGUUGAGCAAGACGGUGUCAAAGUCUUGAUCGACAGCAAGGCCCUUUUCAGCAUCAUUGGAAGUGAGAUGGACUGGCAUGAGGACCCGUUGAGCCAGCGCUUUGUCUUCCGCAACCCCAACAUCAGUAAGUCACCCUGCUCCCCGGUUCCCACCCCCCCCCCCCUCUGGGUGGUGCCUCCCGCAUCGAUUUACUAA
Messenger RNA from Penicillium oxalicum, 777 nucleotides. RefSeq names its product Fe-binding Fe/S cluster assembly protein ISA1 (gene isa1). Gene Ontology annotation, biological process: iron-sulfur cluster assembly. Gene Ontology annotation, molecular function: 2 iron, 2 sulfur cluster binding. Gene Ontology annotation, cellular component: cytoplasm; mitochondrion. The transcript has a single exon. The record is from RefSeq and is a predicted model, not a curated record. Bases 1 to 777 code for a protein of 258 amino acids. NCBI's taxonomy places the organism in Eukaryota, Fungi, Ascomycota, Eurotiomycetes, Eurotiales, Aspergillaceae.